Messenger RNA from Aspergillus puulaauensis, 2262 nucleotides. RefSeq names its product kinesin family protein. Gene Ontology annotation, biological process: microtubule-based movement. Gene Ontology annotation, molecular function: microtubule binding; ATP binding; microtubule motor activity. The transcript is spliced from 6 exons. The record is from RefSeq and is a predicted model, not a curated record. Lineage: Eukaryota; Fungi; Ascomycota; Eurotiomycetes; Eurotiales; Aspergillaceae. Gene Ontology annotation, cellular component: microtubule; nucleus; kinesin complex. The coding region runs from base 1 to 2262 and encodes 753 amino acids.
AUGUCCUCGACAAAUUCCCCGUCGUCCCUCUUCCAGGUGUACCUCCGCCUUCGACCUCCAAUCUCCCAACAACAGGACGAUUUGCCUGAACGUUGCCUGACUGUAGAGGGGCCCGACGCCUCACAUUCGAUCAAUAAUGGCCCCAACGCAGUGGCCCCAACUCAUAUCACUUUACAGCCCCCCAGUGAUUCCCGAAAGCGCGGUGUCGAGAGAUUUGGAUUUACUCAAGUAUUCGACGACUCAGCAUCGCAACUCAAUGUUUUCGAGGACACUGAACUACAAUCGAUAAUCAAGGGCGUUUUGAUUGAGCAGAGAGAUGGGCUGGUAGCAACACUAGGGGUGACAGGAAGUGGCAAGAGCCACACAAUUCUAGGCUCAAAGACGCAAAGAGGAAUCACUCAGAUGAGUCUUGAUGUGAUCUUCAAGUCUUUGGCCUCCACAAUCAAACCAGCCGACAACACCAUUCCUCCCAUUCUUUUAGCUUCCGUGGCUGCAUCGGACACAUCCGAAUCGCAGAUGUUCGCAGCGCAUACUUUUCUUGAGGCUGUAUAUGGUGAACCCGGCGCCGACCGUGGAAGAAACUCCAGGGCCCAAACACCUACUAGUUCUGGAAGAGCUCACACUCCAAUGGCGGAACCCACGCCCGCUCUUAUCUUUCCCCGCCGCCAUGUGCCUAUGAGAGCUAGCACUUUGCCACGAUCACCGGAUGUGAACCAUUUAGCACUCGAAUUGAACCCCCAUUCCGAGUACAUCGUUCUGGUGUCAAUGUAUGAAGUUUAUAACGACCGGAUAUUCGAUCUUUUAUCGCCAGCCAUUGUGCCCGGCCAGGGAAGUGCCGUUUCACGCCAGGGAGCAUCAUCUCAGAAGGAUCGACGGAAGCCUCUGUUUUUCAAGCCAACUGAGGGAUCCCCUGACCGGAAAGUUGUUGCGGGGCUGCGAAAAAUCGCCUGUAGUGCCUAUGAAGAAGCAUUGGCAGUCCUCGAAAUAGGCCUUACUGAGCGUAAAGUGACGGGAACUGGCUCCAAUAGUGUCAGCUCACGUAGUCAUGGCUUCUUCUGCCUGGAAGUGAAACGAAGAAUGCGAAACAAGCGGACUGGCGAGGAGACUUGGAUAGGAAAUACCCUUACUGUCGCAGAUCUUGCAGGAUCCGAGCGAGCAAGAACUGCAAAGACCGCCGGUUCUACCCUCGCCGAAGCGGGCAAGAUCAACGAAAGCUUGAUGUACUUGGGCCAGUGCUUGCAAAUGCAGAGUGGUGUUCAGGACGGAAAUAAGGCGGCUAUGGUUCCUUACAGACAAUGUAAACUUACGGAACUACUCUUCUCCAACUCUUUCCCAUCAAACAAUUCAUCAACCAUCAACCGGAACCCGCAGAAGGCUAUUAUGAUUGUAACUGCGGAUCCAUUAGGAGACUAUAAUGCAACUUCACAAAUCCUACGGUACUCAGCCCUGGCACGAGAAGUUACUGUUCCUCGGGUGCCGUCUGCCGAGUCGGUAUUAUCAAGCACUCUCGGGUCACGAAAGGAAUCCGGUGGGCGCCAAUCGCCACAACCUGAGUUGGCUGAAGGGCUGGAAAAGGCGUUGGUCGAAAUCCAGCGGCUCACGGCAGAGAACGAUAGACUCAAUCUACGGCUGACAGAAGAGGAAAUAUUGCGGGCUGAGACAGAAACUGCACUUAUCGUAAGCGAGGACAGAUGCCUUCUAAUUGAGCAGGAAGUGCGAGAAGAAUGCUGGGUUGAAAUGGAUGAGAGAAUGGAACAGGAAAGAAAGAGAUGGCAAAGCGCGUGGGAUGAGCAGACCGGCCGCACCGAUGACCACAUAGACAAGAAGAUUGAACUUCUGUCUCGAGGUUUCCAGAGUAAGCCAACACUAUAUCCAAUGAGACCCAUACCAGCGAUGUUAACGGUCCUAUCACCAGUCCACGAAGAUCCGCAACCUUCCUCUGAUGAACAAGUGGAAGAGCUCGAGUUCGAAAACGAUCAACUGCGCAGCAAGAUUACCGCACUGGAGCGUGAAUUGAACUGCAGAUCGCCGUCGAAGAAAUCCAAAUCCAAGAAGACUGCACUGGAGACUUCCCGCAACGCUAAUUUCCUCGGCCGCGAAAGCGACAUUGAAGUAGCGCUGCGCAAGAUGGACCACCUAAAACUGGCGGACAGCAUGUUCAAGGGUUCCCCUACUGCUGAUUCUCCCGGGAAGAAGCAGAGGAAAAUUUCAACUCGAAAAUGGGACCUUGCACCGGAGGACGACCUCGAAGAACUCCGGUAG